UUCUGAUUCUGAAUAAUUAAAAAUAUAGUCGAUAGAAACCAUAAGAGUGUGCAAAUACGCGGGAAAAUGCCGCGUACCAAAGGUUCACCUCAAAAGUGUGUUAAAACGUCAAGUAGUAAUCAGCCGAAUACGUGGGUGUUUCUUAUGAAAGAUGGUGCAAAUAGCAUAAAUGAAAAUCAAGCAGAUGUUGUGAAACUUAGACAUCCAGCUUCUAAUAAGCCAGCUGCAUUUUCAUUCAGUCCUGGAAAUAUCACAGUGCAAGAAGUUUUAAUCUUUGACGAAAACAAAAGAUCUUGGUUUAUCGAUGAUAGUGUAAAAUCUGAUGGCAAAUUGCACUUGUCAACGCCAAUUGAUCCAAUCUUUUUAGUUCUACCAUACUUAAGAAAGUCACAAUUAGCACAGCCUUUGGAACAAUGUCUUUGGGAUGAAGAUUUUCCAGAAACAUCUCGCUUAGCACAAUGUAAAAAUUUGGAACUAUCUUUAGUUGCCGAUCGCAAGGGAGAAGAAUCAUUACAAGCUUUUAAGUUUAAUGAAGAGAAAUCUUUGAAAUGGUUGCAAAAAAAGGUAGAAAGGGUAGCAGAUGUAUUAAAACAGAAAGGAGUUCAUGUAUCUCAAGGUGCUGUGAGUGCCACUUAUGUUAAGAGUACUAAAUUUGAAAUUGAUACAGAAGCAGAAUAUUUGAAAUAUGCACACGGUAUUGUAUCAGAAUACCUUGCUGAAGAUCUUUCAAAGAAGUUGGCACAACACUUGAAUAUUCCCGAUGAAGCAGAGAAUAAAAAACGCAAGUUAAAUAGUCCUAAAGAUGGAUCUGAUGAGAAGAAGGUUAAAAAAGAUAGCUUUGAAGAGAAUCCAACACCAAAACCAAAGACGAAAAAUUUAAAACCUGAAAAGGUUCAGAAGAUUGCUCCUCCUGGUAAAAAGGAAUUAGCCCGGCAAAAAGCAGCAACAGGAUCUAAAAGCAUCACCAACUUUUUUAAAAAAAAAUAAAUCUCAAAAAAAUAUAUAUGAUGCGAUUUUAAAGAUUAGUGCAUUUGUAACGUGUCCUGUAAUGUGUCCGUUUUUAUAAAUUAUAACGUUACAUGUAAAUCUAUUUAAUAUAACGUCUACGUAGAAAAUUGUAAUUUUAUUGAUGAUUAUAUGGAAAAACUAUAAGGAAAACAAUAUAGUUUUCCAAAAGUUCAACGAGUUUCGUAUCAUCAACAAUUAAAUGCAAUGUAAUUCAA
This is a messenger RNA of Linepithema humile (Argentine ant), 1223 nucleotides long. Its product is annotated as ribonuclease H2 subunit B. The record is from RefSeq and is a predicted model, not a curated record. Gene Ontology annotation, cellular component: nucleoplasm; ribonuclease H2 complex. Gene Ontology annotation, biological process: RNA catabolic process. NCBI's taxonomy places the organism in Eukaryota, Metazoa, Arthropoda, Insecta, Hymenoptera, Formicidae.